AUGCCUGACUGGAGAGCCGGGGAUUCAGUGCGAGGUGCAGGACAGACCGUUAACAGCUGUCGUCUAGUGUUGAGGGUCCUGAGAGAGUCCAGUUCUCCUGUUGCUGUCAUGGGCUUCAGGGCGGUGCUGCUGUCCUCCCUGCUGGUGUCUCUGAGCUUGACCAGAGGAGCCGUCAUCACAGGGGCCUGUGAAAGAGACGUGCAGUGUGGGUUUGGUCUUUGCUGUGCUGUUAGUCUAUGGCUGAGGGGCCUGAGGAUGUGUGUCCCAAGAGGUGUGGAAGGGGACGAAUGCCACCCCUUUAGCCACAAGGUGCCCUAUCCAGGAAAAAGGCAACAUCACACCUGCCCCUGCCUCCCUCACUUGGCAUGCUCCAGAUUCGGUGAAAGCAAGUAUAGAUGCACUGAUGACUUCAAAAACCUGGACUUUUAA
Molecule: messenger RNA, 429 nt
Organism: Plectropomus leopardus (leopard coralgrouper)
Lineage: Eukaryota; Metazoa; Chordata; Actinopteri; Perciformes; Serranidae
Gene: prok1
Product: prokineticin 1
Biological process (GO): endothelial cell proliferation
Source: RefSeq, a predicted model, not a curated record